Molecule: messenger RNA, 2011 nt
Organism: Drosophila takahashii
Lineage: Eukaryota; Metazoa; Arthropoda; Insecta; Diptera; Drosophilidae
Product: putative inorganic phosphate cotransporter
Biological process (GO): transmembrane transport; monoatomic anion transport
Cellular component (GO): membrane
Molecular function (GO): transmembrane transporter activity
Source: RefSeq, a predicted model, not a curated record
UCGACACGGCUGGAAGUGUGUGUUUGCUGUCUGGCCUAACUGAUUUUCGUAACUUGACGAGACGUGAUUUGUGCUUAAGCUAAAACGAAAAUAUUCAAUAUAUUAUUUAUAUAUGCGCUAAGAGAAUCUGUGCGUUAACAUUAUGAGCGUCGACCAAAAAGGUCCCGUUAUUGGCGUACGCCACCUGCAAGCCCUUCUGCUUUUCCUGGCCAUCGUCGUGAACUACACAGCCAGACUCAGCGUAAGCGUGGCCAUAGUGGCAAUGACGGAUGCUGCCACCACCAAUCUGAACUUUCCGGAGUACGAUUGGACCGGACAGCAGCAGUCGUACGUCCUGUCCAGCUUUUAUUGGGGUUACAUCAUCACCCAAUUUCCGGCCGGUUUUCUGGUUCGGCGCUUUGGCGCUAAGGCGGUGCUGCUCAUCCCUACGCUGGGCACGGCCGUCCUGAGCGGGCUAACGCCCUACUGCGUGACCUGGGGCGGUUGGCAGGCCUUUUGCACCAUACGCAUCGUGGAGGGUCUCUUCCAGGGACUUAUAUUUCCAUGCAUACACGAGCACCUGGCCAAGUGGUCUCCGCCCGAGGAUCGCAACCGAUUGGGUGCUUUUGCCUACUCGGGGGCCGACUGCGGGUCAGUUUUGGCCAUGGCCAGCAGUGGUCUGAUUGCAAACGGCUCCAUGGGGUGGCCGGGAAUCUUCUACGUGUCGGCGGGCACCUGUGGACUCUGGUGUGUGCUCUGGGUGACUCUCGGCGCGAAUAACGCGCCCAGCUCCCGGUUGAUCGGAGCCCGGGAAAGGGAGCACAUCGAAAGCUCAAUGAAGCGGCCUGAUGGCUUCCACGCCCAAAAGAUUCCCAUUCCAUGGCGAGCCAUCUGGACUUCCGCACCCUUCUAUGCACUACUGAUCGUGCGAGGCGCUCAGGGCUGGGCCAACUCCACAAUGCAGCUGCAGACACCAUCCUACAUGCACGGCGUCCUGGAAAUGGACAUCAAGAGCAACGCCCUUUACUCGGCCCUACCCUUUCUGGCCAUGUGGGGUAUGUCCUAUGUAUACCUAAUCUUCGCGGACGUGGCCAUGUCUCGGCAGUGGAUGUCCUUGACGACGCUGCGCAAGUCAAUAAACACCGUUUCCUACUGGGGCCCGGCGGCGGCUCUCAUCGGAAUCGGGUUUCUGGACAAAAGCCAGAGCAGUCUGGCAAUCGCCCUGAUGACAAUCAAUGCAGGCUUAAACGCUGGCUCUGGAAUUGGCAGCAUCCUAACCAUCAUCGACAUGUCGCCCAACCACUCAGGCAUGCUGAUGGCCAUUGUAAACGGCAUUGGAAAUAUAUUUCCGCUUUUAACUCCGCUAUUAGUGGGUGUUAUUGUGACCGAGCCGGGUUCAAGAAGCCAGUGGCAGAUCGUGUUUGCCAUGACAGCCGUUGUUUUCUUCUUCGGCAACCUGGUGUACCUUAUUUGGGGCACCACUGACCAGCAGGUCUGGGAUGCCGAAGACUAUCUGAUGCACCGAGACCAAGAGAGCAUACCAAAUGGUCACCAAAUGUAUCUCAGGCCCAAGGCGGAUACCGUGGUUAAAGAAGAAAUAAAGACAUUAGCGGCAGAAAACUCAACGACUGGCCACGAGACGUAUGCGCAAUGAGUGUGGAAUGAAAGCUGAUCUGUCCAGCACUGAUUAAAGGCGUAUUGGGCCGAGCGUUUGCCAUUUUAAUUAAAAAUUCUUAAAACGUUUCGUCGCGUUCUUGUUUUUUAAUUUCUUGUUUGUACGCAUUUCUUUCACUGGCCGCGGAAAUUUAAUAGAAAAUCCUUAGUAUUUCUUUGAAUGAAUUCAUUUUCUAUUUCUGCCCGCAUUUGCAUGCGAACAGUACUGUAGCCGAAUAGCGGAGAAGGACAAACCUACACUCAAAAUUGUCCUAAACUAAGGAUUUUUCAAAAAUAAUUUUAAUAUUUUUUCAUUUUAUUUUUAAGUUUAGAUUUUUUUAUUAAACAAAUGCUACUACUGUAAAUGUUUUAUUACUAU